AAAACAAUUAAAAAAAAAGGCGAACUAGCAGCACAUAAAUGGCGAAGUCGUUUUGGACGACCAUCUAAAAUACCAGCUUUUGACCCAGAUCCAACAGGAUCUUAUUGUGCGAUACCAGUUGACUGGCUUAAGCGAAAAUUGGCUGAGAAAGCACCACCACCUAGCACACAAGAUUUAUGGAAAAUUUUUAUGGUUAAUGCAGUUCCUUUUAUUGGCUUUGGUUUUUUGGACAAUUUUACUAUGAUAAUAGCGGGUGAUUACAUUGAGCAUUGUUUUGGUAUGUUUAUGUGUAUAUCAACAAUGGCAGCAGCCGGUUUGGGUAAUACAAUUAGUGAUGUUUUAGGUAUUGGUUCAGCAUAUUAUGUUGAAAGAGGAUGUGAAAUGUUAGGUUUAAAAGCACCUGAUCUAACACCAAUUCAAAUGGAUAUGAAAUCUAGUCGAAGAGCUGGUAAUAUGGGCCGAAUAUUUGGUAUCACAGCUGGCUGUUUAAUUGGCAUGUUUCCUUUACUAUUUAUCGAUAGUACAAAGAAAAAGGAUGACGAGAAAAAAGAUUAAAUUUAAUUUAUAUAAAAGAAAAAGAACUUAUAUAAAUAUUUAAUAUCGAAAUAAUUUGACGAAAAUGAAAUAUACUAAAUAUUUUCAAAAGUAAAUUUGAAAAAAAUAAAAAGUUAAUAACGUCAUAAAUUAAAAUAAGUUUAAAAACAAAAAUUAAUUUAAUUAAUUAAGACGUUUUUAUGUAGUAAAAAAUAAAUUACACAAAAAAUUAAAAUGAAUGAAAAAACUAAUUUAAAAAUUAAAAAGCGAUU
Condylostylus longicornis is the source of this 806-nucleotide messenger RNA. Its product is annotated as transmembrane protein 65. The transcript has 6 exons. Gene Ontology annotation, cellular component: mitochondrion. NCBI's taxonomy places the organism in Eukaryota, Metazoa, Arthropoda, Insecta, Diptera, Dolichopodidae. The record is from RefSeq and is a predicted model, not a curated record. The annotation marks the transcript as partial.